AUGUCGGAGUACAGUUCGCUGCUAAGUGACCUUGCCGAGAACAUCACGAAUGAGGACCUGGAGCAGUUGAAGUCGGCCUGUAAAGAGGACAUCCCUGAAGACCAGAGCAACACCAUCACUUCCUCCAAAGAGUGGUUCAACUACCUGGAGAAAAACGACAAACUGGCCCAGGAUAACCUUUCUUACAUUGAGCACAUCUUCGAGAUCUCACGACGGCCUGACCUUUUGACCCGGGUCAUCGAGUACCGCACAACCGUGCUCAAGAUUUCGGAGGAUGACGAGAUUGACACCAAGCUUACACGCAUCCCCUCUGCCAAGAAAUACAAAGAUAUUAUUCGCCAGCCAUCUGAGGACGAGAUCAUCAAGCUGGCCCCGCCCCCAAAGAAAGCGUGAGGUCGACAUUUAUGACCUUUGCACUUCAUCCCUGGACCC
Messenger RNA from Chanos chanos (milkfish), 432 nucleotides. It is a transcript of the gene pea15, whose product is annotated as proliferation and apoptosis adaptor protein 15. Gene Ontology annotation, biological process: MAPK cascade; regulation of apoptotic process. Gene Ontology annotation, molecular function: protein binding. The record is from RefSeq and is a predicted model, not a curated record. NCBI's taxonomy places the organism in Eukaryota, Metazoa, Chordata, Actinopteri, Gonorynchiformes, Chanidae. Bases 1 to 393 code for a protein of 130 amino acids. The transcript has 3 exons.